AUGAACAUCUGCACCUAAAAUCUGGUUUGAUACAAAGUCACAUUCCUGGUACUCUCAGUGGGAUUUCCUCAUCUUCUCCAACUAAAUGACUCGCACAUAGGUAGCGUCACACACACGCGAGAACUUGUCAGCCCGCAGUGGGCCAUAUCCACGUGACGGUGGUCCCGCGUGCAAGUUGCCCGGGACGUCACCGCCACGCCAGCCUGCUCAGGGCCCGGGACGCUUGCGCCACCGUCGGCAGCUGCUCCGGUCCUGCAGCCGGGCACGCUGUGACCCCGCAGGGUUGCGCUGACCCCGGGGUCGGGGCAAUCACGAAGCUCCCCGCCACUUGGGCGCCAAGUAAAGUGGGGGAGACCCUUCCUGUCUCGAGGCUGGUGGGGAAGCAGGAGGAGGUGGGGGUGGCAGAGCCCCGGCCCGGCCCGGCCCGGCCCGGGUGGAGGUUCUGGAGAGGUGCUGAGCAGCUGCUCCAGUCGCCGCUGCUGCAAGACAGUGUCGGGCCGGGGGCUCGGCGCCCCAGGGCGGCCCGGAGGAAGGGCCGAGCGCAGAGCCCGAGCGCGGAGACGGGCGGCGAUGUCAGCCUUCCGGAGGCCGAGGCCAGGCGGCUGGUGCGCGGCUCGGCGGUGGGGCCGACCGAGGCCCGCCAGAGGAAGCCGCCGCGGGACGGCUGAGGCGGGCUGGGCGCAGAGGGCACCGCCCCAAGGCGGGCUUAGGUCGGUGCUGCUCUCCGGGGCCAGGAGUGGCCGAGGAAGGAGGGCUUUGCAGCCGCGAGGGGGCGUGGAGCGUGGGGCGUGAGCGUGGGGCGUGACGCCUGGCUCCCCCUCCGCGCGCGGCCAGGCCCGGCUGGGGAGCGCGCGGGGCGGCGGGGGUUGUGUAACCGUCCUGACUUUAGAGCGCGCUGCCCUCCUGGCCUCGCCGCCCCGGGAGGGACGGGGGAUCAAUCCCCUGUUCCGAGAUCCGAUCGCUUCAUCCUCAGCCCUUUGAGCUGCGGCGGGGCGGGCGCGGUUCGGCCUGGGCCCGAGGAGCCGGGAGGUUGGCGCCGGCUCCGCGGCUUAGCGCCCCCCUCCCCCCAGGAGAUCGCGGCCCGGGUUACCAAAAGGCUCAGUGGUCUUGAGAACUCGCCAGGCCGCCUGGGCUGUGGGACAGCUCAGAGUCCAAGCCGAGCUCCGCAUCCUCUGCCGCGCGUGGGAAGCAGGCUCGGGGAGCAGGCUCCUGACCCCACCUGGCUCGGCGUCGCUUCCUUAAGCUUGUUUGGCGCAGUCUGUUCCGCUGAGUUCACCACAGUGCAAGAAUGGUGUUGGGACAUCUGAGAGGCCACACCUGCACUCAGGGUCCUGUCUACUCGGGAAAGUGGGCAACAGUCCUGGAGGACCUGGAGGCCCAUCCUUGUUAGGCAGGACUCAGACCACUGGGACGCCCCUGCGUAUCCGAGCUCAUGGUUACGCGUAGUGCAGACGAGGUGUGUGGGAAGACUUCCCUGCCCGAUUGUUCCUCCGUCUCCCUGGUGACACUGCCACCCUGGCCUUGCAAGAAGAAAGUUUCCACAGACUCAGAUGUCUAGCAUUUCUGGUAUCUGGCCGCCAGGCCAUCUAAUUCCAGAGCAAGGCACUCAGUGCUCCUGGCUGCCAGAGCCCCAAGCUGGUAAUUUCAGGGAAGGGGAUGCCCUUUACAGACACCCCCGCCCCGUGCCGCCUUUGGCUGGGAUGGGCUUAAAUUAAGAACUUACCUUUGUGAACUUCUUACACAAAGCCCCCGAGGAAUCUCUGACCAGCUACCAAGGACAGGAAGUUACUUUGCAACUCCAAGGUGAAUGUUCAUAAAAAAUGUUCAUAAACACUGUAUCAACCCUGGUUUCCUGAGCUCAGAGUAGCUUCCUGGGCAUAAAGGGAUGUCCCAGUGCAGGCUCAGAGCACGGCCGCCUUCCCGCACCAGGCACAGGGCUCUCCAGCAUUGCUUUACUGCAGAGUCCACUGAACUUCAUCAAGGGCACGAAGAGCCCAGGGCCAAGGAGCGGCUGCAUCAGGAUGCGCUACUUCCCCUAAUCCUGCCAGACUGUGCCUCGCCCACGUCCUCGCCACGCACCACGGGUCUAGGAGGGCCUGGGGUGUGUGUGGGCUCAGAUGGCCCAGCGCCUGAGGGGUGUGUGGGUGCGGAUGUGGUGUCCCCUGGCUCUGCACCACACUAUUGGCUGGCCCGGAGUCCUUGCGCCUAGAUAUCUAGACCUGGCCUCUGCCAGGCAUCGCCACUGCCAUGCCUCUGAGGCUACCUGCCUCCUGCCUGCUCCUGCUCCUGCUGGCUGGCCUGGUGCAGCCGGACCCCAGGCCCAAAGCCAUGAAGAUGGACUGCUUCAAAGACGUGGAUGACACCAUCUUCAACUAUGAGGCUGUCACCCUCGGCAGGAAGGAGCUUGUCCACUUCUCCCAGUUCGCGGGCAAGCUCAUCCUGGUCGUCAACGUGGCCACCUACUGCGGCCUCACCUCGCAGUACCCGGAACUGAAUGCCCUCCAGGAGGAGCUCAAGCCCUUUGGCCUGGUGGUGCUGGGCUUUCCCUGCAACCAGUUCGGAAAGCAGGAACCCGGAGACAACAGUGAAAUCCUUCCUGGGCUCAAGCACGUGCGUCCAGGGGGAGGAUUCGUCCCCAAUUUCCAGCUUUUCGAGAAAGGGGAUGUGAAUGGUGAAAACGAACAGAAAAUCUUCACCUUCUUGAAGGUGAGUGACUCCCUAGCAGGCCUCCUGUACGGAUUGUUCUUAGUGCAGAGCUGGCAUGGGGGAAGCGACCUGGGUGGCACCAGGAGUGGCAUUUUGGAUUCCGCCCCUGCGACCCUGGGCCCUGCUCUGUGGGAUGAAGGGAAGGGGGGCAGCUGUCCCGGUGGACGCUCUUGCGCACUGGGGACGUCGAGGAACCUCUGCGACCUUAGCAGGCUGAAAGGCGACACAGCUCCCGCCCUCGAGGUCAGCACAGCAGGGUGGCACGAUGUAGCGGCACCGACACAAACCCUGACCUGCGGACUAGAGCACAGCGGGGCUGAAAGGACCCCGAGGGGCGCAGGGGCAGCUGCUCCUCAGUGCAGCCGCGGGUGGGGACUGGGCACUGUCGAGGAUUGGUAAAAUCUACAGAAAACAGCCGUCCUAAGCAAACGGCUGUUGCCUGGGGGUUGUGAGCGGCUUGCCCCUUUCGCUUAGGACGCUCCCGUCACAGUUAAGCGGUGAAGCGCCGCCCCAGCGGGCACUGAAAUGCUCCUGGCCCGUCGGGCCUCAGGCUGUGUGUCAGUGUUCACUUUGCAGCAAAGGAGACGCAGAGGCCGCGGGCCGACUGUGUGCGGCCCUGCUGACCCCUCCGGGCUCUUGGCAGUCGGCCUGACGGGGACCGGGGAGGACUUUCGGGUCAGGGGACGCAGGAAAGCGACCCGCACCUAGUGGCUGCCGCUGAGGACGGUGGGUCCCCGGCGGCAGAAGCGACGCCCUUUCCUGCCCUGCCCAGCGCUCCUGUCCUCACCCGUCCGAGCUCGUGGGCUCGCUGAGACGCGUCUCCUGGGACCCCAUCCGAGUGCACGACAUCCGCUGGAACUUCGAGAAGUUCCUGGUGGGGCCGGACGGGGUCCCCGUGGCGCGCUGGUUCCACCAGGCCCCGGUGAGCGCGGUGAGGGAGGACAU
This is a messenger RNA of Cavia porcellus (domestic guinea pig), 3651 nucleotides long. Its product is annotated as epididymal secretory glutathione peroxidase. Gene Ontology annotation, biological process: response to oxidative stress. The transcript is spliced from 6 exons. The coding region runs from base 2248 to 3105 and encodes 285 amino acids. Lineage: Eukaryota; Metazoa; Chordata; Mammalia; Rodentia; Caviidae. The record is from RefSeq and is a predicted model, not a curated record. Gene Ontology annotation, molecular function: glutathione peroxidase activity.